CAGCCAGUGGCACCUUCCAAUCUCUUACUCAAGGGCUGCUUAUCAGUGGGCGUCUCCGACUUAAACGAAUAGUGGGUCAGACCUGCUGACACUGCCAAGAAUUAGGUGUUGUGCACUCUGGGAUUAGUCCUAAUAAGCUUCCCCUUCGUCUGCCUCACUCGACAUGUCUUGAGCACGAAUGCCGCCCGACGUUUGGGCAAUUUUAUGCAGACUAUGGACAGGUUUGGUUACCUGCUAGUUGUAGUUUUGUUUCACGUCAGAGGGUCCGAAAGUUUUACUCAGUGUUUGCGAGGGUGUAGCUGUAUAGAAGACCGUCACGGAAGGUCUCUCAUAUGUAUGGAGGAGAAUCAAUUUGGGGCCAUACCAGAGAAUAUUCCCCACGAUGUGACCAAAAUCCGAAUCGAAAAAUCCCGCUUCACUGAAAUCAAGCGCGGGGCUUUCUCCAGAACACCCGGCUUGGAAAACCUGUGGUUAAACUUCAACAAUAUUACCCUGAUCAACUCCAAGGCUCUCGAAGGUUUGAGCAACCUGACCGAGCUCCGCCUGCAAGGAAACAAGCUGCGUUCCGUGCCAUGGACGGCGUUCGAGGACACCCCGGGCCUAAUGAUCCUGGACCUGAAGCACAACCAGCUGGAUGUGUUGCCGGAGCAUGCGUUAAGAAAUUUGCCCGAUCUGACUUACUUAGACCUAUCCUUCAAUCGUCUUACAGUCAUAUCCAAGGAAGUCUUCCAAAACUGGCCUCUGUACCAAAAACUGCAGAGCGCGGAGGAGCAGGAGGCGAGCUCUUCCGUGCCGAACAUCAUCCUGGCGCUCCACGACAACGCCUGGCUCUGCGAUUGCCGCCUCAAGGGCUUCGUGGAGUUCAUCCGCUCCCUCAGCCCCCCGAUUAUCCUGAUGAACUCCUACUUGACCUGCUCCGGGCCGGACUUUAGGGUGGGCAAGUUCUUCCACGAGGUCGAGCUGCAGGCCUGCGUAAAGCCCGUGGUUACCACCCCGUCGGCCACCCUGAGCCUACCGCUGGCCGCCAACGUCACGUUGCGCUGUCUCGCCAAGGCCCGACCGGACCCCGCGGUGUGGUGGACAUAUGGUCUGAAGAUAAUCAGAGGAUUUCAUGAGUCUCAGGAGAGAGUGGAUCAAGACACCAUUCGAUCACUGCUGGUGAUCCCUUCGCUCCACGCGGCCGACCGCGGCGUCUACACGUGCAAUGCCGUCAACUUUAUCGGAAACUCCUCGGCGAACAUCCAGGUGGACAUCCUCUCCACUGACGGCUCCCAGCUGCCGUCUCUUCCCGGCUUCCCGGUGGAUGACGAGAACGUCUACAUUGACAUCCGCAUCGCCAAACAGACGGUGCGGGGUAUCUCCAUUGAAUGGUUUGCCGUCUUGGACCGCCCAGAACAGACGUGGUUCACUAUCCAUUUGGGCCGCGCCAACACCAACAAGAAGGAGACGACCUACAUCGGCCCGGGCAUCCGUUCCUAUUCCAUCUCCGACCUGUUGCCCGCCACCAAAUACGAAAUCUGUGUGACGCUCAAGAAUCAGACGCCGCGGCCUGGCCAGUGCCUGGUGUUCGUCACAGGAAGCGACAUCACCGAGAUGGAGCAGCGGGAGAAGCUGAUCCACAUUGUGGUCAUUGUCCUGGCCAUGGUGCUGGCCGUUCCCAUCGGCAUGUACGCCUGCACCACCGACACCAAGUUCACCUGCCUGGACGCCCUGAUGGAGUUUUGGAAGAAGCGGCGCAGCGAGAGCGGAUCGGCCGUGUUGGAGCGCGAGAGGCAAGGCACCUUCGACAGCCUGCAGGCGGCCAGCGAUGAGGGCCUGGUCCGGAAAGAGUCCAGUGAGGACAGGAAGGUGAGGCGGAGGUCAGAUGACAGGCCGCUUAAGAGUAAGGCCGACCACAGCAGAAUCACUGCAGAACUAUACUAAACGGCACCAAACAUUUUGCAAGCAAUCACAAUGCAGCAGUUGGUGAUUGUGAUGACGUGGUGUGCUAUCCCUGCUGAUACUCUCUACUCUUUCUGUUCUAGGGCGGGAGGUUUGUUGAGAAGGUGUGAUUGGUCAAGAUUGUUAUUCAAGGGAUUGCACCAGUGUAGAGAUGUACUUCAUUAUUUUCAAUUUCUCUCUAAUUCUGAUAUCAUUCUGUUAUCAUUAUUAUUCUGCUGCCUUUGUAACUGACUUGGGCUUAGUAGCACUUUUGUCGUUUCCACAG
Molecule: messenger RNA, 2206 nt
Organism: Hippocampus zosterae (dwarf seahorse)
Lineage: Eukaryota; Metazoa; Chordata; Actinopteri; Syngnathiformes; Syngnathidae
Gene: lrit2
Product: leucine-rich repeat, immunoglobulin-like and transmembrane domains 2
Exons: 3
Coding region: 205-1923 (572 amino acids)
Molecular function (GO): protein binding
Source: RefSeq, a predicted model, not a curated record